This is a messenger RNA of Alternaria burnsii, 1368 nucleotides long. RefSeq lists its product as uncharacterized. Gene Ontology annotation, molecular function: intramolecular lyase activity. The transcript has a single exon. Lineage: Eukaryota; Fungi; Ascomycota; Dothideomycetes; Pleosporales; Pleosporaceae. The record is from RefSeq and is a predicted model, not a curated record. The coding region runs from base 1 to 1368 and encodes 455 amino acids.
AUGAACUCGAUAAGACACGCCGCUCGGCGGCCAGUAUUCCGCUGCCUCAACACGCCUGCGCCCUUCCGCUCCAACCCCCAAUUCCGCCAAAACACGCGCUCCAGCAGGGCAGAUGUCGAGGCCAUACUCAAGCAAGGCGCCCGCCCCAAGGUUCCUCGCCCAGAUGAGGACUUCGUCUCGGUACAUCGCGCAGAGGCGAUACGUCGUGCUCAAUUGAUAAAAAAGCGGAACUGGCUCGCUCUGGGUGCUGCACUGUCCAUGAUUGCACCCAUGUUCCUCGUCAGGUUAUGGGACGUACCGCCGCUAGAAGAGAAAGGUGAGGAGCCACGCCGGGGCAUCGUAGAGAGCAUCAUGGGCCCACCCAUCCAGAACGACGCACCGCGCAAGGCGGCAGAAGACUUCCAAGGAAAGAAGGUGGUCAUCGCGGCAGGCGACAAAGUCAUCGCAACACCAGGCGGCACCGACAACCCGCAAGCCUCAGAUCCCGACGCCAUCGAGCUCGUCGAAACAGGCACAUCCUACGUCCCCUACUUCCCACGCACCAUCCGUCUCCCCACCGACGCCUCAGGUCCUGAAGCCAUCACCACCGACGCCGAAUACACACUCCUCGGUCUCGGCAUCCGGAAAGUCUCCUUCCUCCGCGUCCAAGUCUACGUUGUGGGCCUCUACGUUAAAACCGCCGACCUCUCUACCCUCCAAAACCACCUCAUCAACACCGUAAACCCUACCGCCUCUGCCCUGAUCCCUAAUGAGAAAAAGGACCUCCGCGAGUCCCUGCUCGACCCCGAAAAGAGCAACAAGAUCUGGGAGUCCAUCUUGGCCAAGAACGGCAUGGAUGGUGUAGACAUGGCAUUCCGUGUUGUACCCUGCCGCGGCACAGACUUCAAGCAUCUGCAAGAUGGGUGGAUGCGCGGAAUUGCGUCGCGCACGGAUGAGGUGAGGAGGAAACAGGCUGAGUUGAUCAGACAGCAGGCUGCCGAGAACAAAUCCAUUUCCUUGCCUAAGCCGGUUGAGGAGGGCGAGUUCCAGGAUGAGUCUUUUGGCCUGGCGAUGAAGGAGUUCAGGAACCUCUUCCAGGGCAAGGGCAAAGCGCCCAAGGGUAGUGUCAUUAUCCUGACACGGAAUAAGAGCGGGCAUCUAGGUGCGCUGUAUCAGCCUAUUGUGAAGGCAGCGAAUAGCAAGCAGGAGGUCAUGGGCAAGAGCAGUUGGUUGGGCGAGGUCAGAGAUGAGAGGGUUGGCAGGCUGGUCUGGCUAUUGUAUCUGGGUGGCCAGAAUGUUAGCAGCGAGCCAGCAAGGCAGAGCAUCGUGGAUGGAUGUAUCGAUAUUGUGGAGAGGCCUGUCGGCACACUAGAGACUAUGGUUCACUAG